AACAAGUAACUGUUGACCCACCCAAGGCUGGUGAAGUUCGGGUCAAAAUUGUUUCCUCCGGAGUUUGUCACACUGAUUAUUAUACUCUAUCUGGAUUAGAUCCUGAAGGAAAAUUUCCCUGUAUCAUGGGGCACGAGGGAGCAGGACAGCUUUUUGAUUUUCGGUGUGAAAAUGUCGAUUCAACAGAGACCAGUUUCUCAACUAAUUCGAGGCUCUGAUUUUCCCGAGGAUGUGCCUAAAAAACGUUCACGAGAAGAUUUUAAAAAGGAAAAGGAAUUGGAGGAAUUAAGAAAAGCGGGUACAGUUCCAGCUCUUGUCGAUGAAGAUGGUAAAGACAUUAACCCUCACAUUCCACAGUAUAUUUCCAUCACCCCUUGGUACUAUGGCUCUUCUAGACCAACAUUAAAACAUCAGCGACCACAAGAUGAAAAUAAAUCCAAGAUUGCUCGUGUUGAUGAAUGGUACCAACGAGGAACAACAAACAAAAUUGCUACCAAGUAUAGACCUGGAGCUUGUGAGAACUGUGGAGCCAUGAGACAUAAUCGAAAAUCUUGUUUCGAAAAGCCAAAGAAGAUUCCAGCCAAAGUAUCGGGGAUUGUUACAGCUCCAGAUGACGUCGAGGUAGCUAAACUUAAUUUAGAUUAUGAUGGCAAAAGAGAUCGGUGGAAUGGCUAUCGUCCUCAGAUGUACAAAGCCGUUUUUGAUGAAUAUGAAAAACUUGAAGAGGCUAAAAAAACUCUUAAAGAAGAGAAAUUAAAAGAAUUUGUCGAGAAAGAGGUAACCGAAUCUGCAGAAAAAGGGGAUUCGGAUUCUGAUUCCGAUGAAGAAGAUAAAUACGCCGAUCAUAUUGAUAUGCCUGGUACAAAAGUCGAUUCCAAACAAAGAAUUACUGUACGAAAUCUUAGAAUCAGAGAGGACACAGCCAAAUACCUUAGAAAUUUAGAUCCUGAUUCGGCUUAUUAUGAUCCGAAAACUCGUUCCAUGAGAGACAAUCCUUAUAAAAAUGCAUCAAAAGAUCCAGCUGAUCUUCCUUAUGCCGGUGAAAAUUAUGCUCGAUUUUCAGGUGAUGCUGUUAAAGUUGCACAAACUCAAAUAUUCGCUUGGCAGGCUCGAGAUAAAGGUGUCGAAAUUCACCUUCAGGCCGAACCAACAGCAAUGGAAAUCACUCGCAGAGAGCACCAAGUCCAAAAGAAUAAACAUAAAACUUCAAUAAAACAAAGAAUCUUAGAGAAAUAUGGCGGAGAGGAAUAUCUUCAAUCACCACCGGCCGAAUUGGUUUAUGGACAAUCAGAGAGAUACGUUGAAUAUUCUCGAGACGGAAAACCAAAAAUCGAACCACCGAAGACCAUAAUUAGUUCUAGAUACGAGGAAGAUGUUCAUCCAAAUAAUCACAAAUCCGUUUGGGGCUCUUUUUAUAACGUCAAGACGCAAAAAUGGGGCUACAAAUGUUGUCAUAUAACAAUGAAAAACGCUUAUUGCGUUGGAUCUGCUGGAAUCUCUUAUUGUUUCAACUUAACUGGUUAAUUGUUCACAUCAUUCACAUAUCAGGUUAUCCAAAAUAAAAUUGGAUAGAGAUCGAGGUUAACACCUUAAGGGCCUUAAUGAUGGCGAUGAUUACAGAUGACCAGUAGUAGUAAUUGAAGAAAUGAAAUGUCGUUACAUUAAUCAUUACAUCUCAAUGAAAACGAUUUCAUUUCAAUUCUUUAAAUUAAAUACCAACCAACUGACCAAAUGGAAUAAAACAAAAAUAAAUAAACAUUUACCUUUAAGUACAUAAAAGAUUAACAAUUAACCAAAAUUAAAAGAAAAAAAAGAGAAUAGAAAAGAGAAUAACAAAUAUCUCACCAAGAGAAAAAGUGCUUUACUUUUCCUUCUUUGUUGAUCUAUUUCUAAUUAAAGAACAUUUUCAAUUUGAUUAAAUGAUUGAUGGCGAAUUAAUGAAGAGAAGAACAAAAAAAUACUAAUUAAUAUUCUAAUUGCUAGAAAAGAAUAAGAAAUUAAAUAAUUCUAAUGAGAGAGAAAAGAAAACAAAGAAGGAGAAAAAUCAACUUCCCUCUCUUUUUCCCUAUGGAUACAAAUCGAAACGAUAAUAGAUAAUCAGAUAAUCGAUAUCUGAUUUUUUCUUCAACAAUCAACUUUAAUUUCUCUUUCUUUUUAAUUACACUAUUAUGUAAUCAGCUUGUUCCAUGCCAAUCCAAGGUUAACCGGCGAGUGAAUUACCUGCAACUAUUGUUUGAUGAGAAAAUAACAGAGAAAAGAAAAUAAUAUCUCUUUGUAUCUAUUCAAUCAAAAAGAUCCAAUGGUUUGUAACUGGAUCACUUUUUUUUCUCAUUGUCAAGUUUACUCAUUUUUGUUUUUUCUUUUUCUCUGUUGAUUGUUGAUUAAAUUGUUUCUCCAUUUGUA
This is a messenger RNA of Panonychus citri (citrus red mite), 2403 nucleotides long. RefSeq names its product pre-mRNA-splicing factor SLU7-like. Gene Ontology annotation, biological process: mRNA splicing, via spliceosome. Gene Ontology annotation, cellular component: spliceosomal complex. Gene Ontology annotation, molecular function: pre-mRNA 3'-splice site binding. The record is from RefSeq and is a predicted model, not a curated record. The transcript has 2 exons. Bases 172 to 1524 code for a protein of 450 amino acids. Lineage: Eukaryota; Metazoa; Arthropoda; Arachnida; Trombidiformes; Tetranychidae.